Pieris napi is the source of this 2440-nucleotide messenger RNA. RefSeq lists its product as uncharacterized. The record is from RefSeq and is a predicted model, not a curated record. The transcript is spliced from 6 exons. NCBI's taxonomy places the organism in Eukaryota, Metazoa, Arthropoda, Insecta, Lepidoptera, Pieridae. Bases 57 to 755 code for a protein of 232 amino acids.
AUGAGCUCUUGACAACACGUGCGGUAACUCUCAGUACAGUUUCGCGUUCGCGGAAAAUGGUCGUGUUUAUUGUGAUUUUCGCGCUUUUCGCGAUCCCGAUAGAGACUCUCGCGCAGACACAUGCAUCAAUAUACGUCGACGUGGCUCCCGAAGUGGAGAACCUGGAAGUUGAGAAGCGGUAUACACCUGAACUUCUGGAUGAGCUGCAGUCCGCAAAGGCCGAUGCGCUCCUCCUCUACACCGAGUACACGGCUCAGGCUAGCACUGAUAUGAAGACAUUCAUUAGGAAUAUAUCCCGAUUGACAGAAGAUACUGUGAGAGGCAUGAAUAAGACUUUGCUGGACAGCGCUCCUUCCACAUGCAGAACAGAAUUCGAGAAGCAUCUAAAGAAGAUAGAAUAUGACGCGCACCGCGCUGCUACGUUUAGCGCCGAAAAUCAUCACAAAUUUUUCUUGGGGCAUAUGAUCGUCUUUCGGAUGCAUUUGAAUAAGAGUGAAGAAUACAUACGAAAAUGCGAUACGAUUAUAAAAACCUGUGGUACUCCUUGUGAAACAACACCUCGUAUGGUUCGGUGGAGGUGGCUUGCGUUAGCUGAGAUCAACAGGGUAAGAGAUGACAUACAACAUUCACGGCAAUCUUACAAGGAUCUUCUGCUCCAUGUACACCGAAAGCUCAAUCACUUCCGGCGACGCGCCACUUCGCGGUCAAAAGAGGCCAUCGCGAGCUUAGAAGCUUGUACUAGGCACAGAUUAUGAAUUUAGACGUCCAGUUAAUACAUAUUUUGACAUGCUAAAUUAUAUUUUAUGUAGUACAAUUAUUUUCAUGUUAUGAAUUAAUGUUUGUAACAAAUUAACAAUGCAAAUGGUAACCUAAAUUAGGAUAUAUCUAAUUAGUAAGAAAAUUUACGAACAUAAAAGCCGAAAACUAAUCACAGAUUUGUGUCACAGAAAGUGAAUCCUUGCUUAAGAUCUUACUAUGAGAAAAUAAUGGUCGCCUACGAAAUCAAAACCUAUAAAUCGAUUGUUAUCUUUAUACCGUUAGUUGCCUGCCAUUCAGUCUUUUAUAGAUUGCACUCCAGAUAUUGCACCCCUUCGUAGUCGACAUCCCCAGGUGUUGCACUGCACGAUUUAAUUCGUAAUUUCUUAAAAAAACAACAAAGGAGUGGAACUCCUUGACCCUUUCAUCUUUCUUGGACAGUAUAAUAUGGGUUCAUUUAAAAGGCGAUUAAACAGGCAUCUCCUGGACAGGCGUGCCCUCCAAUUCUGGCAAAUCUGUCCAGUUCUGUAUAAAAAUAUAUUUAUAUAAUUGUUGUGAAAAGUUCCUAAUUGGUAUUAAAAUUUAGAAUGUAAAUGAAAUGAAUUUGAACGACAUUGAUAAUCGAACGAGUAAUGUUAUUCUAGUAUUAAGUUUUUAAUUGUGUAUAAAAAUGUUUAAUAAAUAGAAAAGGUCACGAGAUUUUAGAAUUUUUCAGUAUGAGGCUUAUAAAGAUUAAGACAGAUUAAAAUCAGUACUCCAUAUUAUUGUUACAUAAAUUCAAAUGUUGUAUUUAAGGGUACACAUAUACAGGUAGGUAAUAAUUAUCUGUUGAAAAUUAUAUAAUAUGUGCCAUACUCGUUAAUAUGUAGAUUUUAGUUCUUGGUUCUAAUUCUUAUGUCUAUAAAUUAUGAAAUUUAUGUAUGUUAGGUUUCUGUUUUCUUGAUUUGUUAUGCGCAACUUUCGUCCUAACAUUGCAACAAUUUAUUACUUGUUAAAGUAUCGCUAAUAUAGAGCUUUCUAGCCUAGCUUAUCUUAAAGUUGUAUUACUAUCGAGCGAGACACAGCUCUGAGAUUUUGUUCUCUAUUAGAUGAACGUGUUGAUAUCGAUUUUUGAACGUAGUAGUAAAACGUAUGAAAUUUUGAAUUGGUUUGUUAAAGGUAUCAUACUUUGAUCCUAGUUCAUUGAUUGUAAUGUCAUAACGUUUCUCAGUAAUAUAGUCAAAGUCAAAUCAUUUAUUUCAAUUAGACCACCUAAAAUGGUACCUUUGAACGUCAAAUAAAAUAUAAACAUUAUCUGUCAGCUCUUCUAUAUUAGAUACAAAUGCAUGUAUUUACUUUGAACUUCUCAAAAUGUACGCCUAAAGCACAGAUGUAGGGUAAUUUUCUAUGUUUUAAGAUUGAGUAUGAAUAUAAUUUUGAGAGAAUACCAAAUCUGACGUUUUAAAGUUAACCCUGCUACAUCUGUGCUGCCAUCUAGGGCGUUGAAACACGUCCAACAGGACGAAAUAGUUAUGUAAAAUUGUACUUAGUCUCACUGUGAUAGUCGUAAUUUAAUAAAUUAAAGUAAUCUAUUGUAAUAACAAAGUGUUAUGUCGAAAGUACAAGUAUUUUAGAUGAUAACAAUUUUUUGUUGUUAAUAUUAUUAAUUAGUAGAUUAUUUUUAUAAUAAAGUCUUAACUAAUGA